CGGGACCGGCACUUGCUUCGAAUCUGCGCCAUGGCAGGUUCAAUGGCCUCGGCGAUCUCGGCCAUGUCGGCGAUGCACGCGAUGGGUGGCUCCAUGGGGCCUAUGGGUCUUUGCUCUGUGCACGGCAAGAACAGAAGUCUGGAAGCACUGACUGACGAUGGCUAUGGCGGCAUGAUGUGCACGCAAGAAAAGCAGUGCAAAGUGGCUGGAGCAGGAACGAAGCACAUCCCUUGCACGUUUUGGCAGGUUGGCAAGUGCACCAAAGGAGACAGCUGUAAUUUCGCGCAUGUACCUGACAACGGCCCGAUGGACGGUGGAAAAGGGGGCUUUGAUGGCGGAAAGGGCAAGGGCUGGGGCGGUGCUGGUGAUGGUUGUUUUCCAAUGGAGAAGGGCAUGGACAAAGGAGGAUGCAAAGGAGCGAUGAUGGCUUGGAUGCAGAAGGGCAUGAUGGCCAUGAUGUCCAAGGGCAUGGACAAGGGCAUGGACAAGGGCAUGGGCAAGGGCAUGGGGAAGGGCAAAGGCAAGGGCUACUCUCAACCCAUCGGAGGUACCGUCCUGUGUUCCGUGCACAACAAGCAGAGAAGUGCCAAUGCCGUCAUGGAUGCAGGGAACGGCACCUACCAGUGCAGGCCAGAUUCUGAAUGCAAAGGCGGCAACAAAGUGAAGGCCGCCAUGUGCUCGUUCUUCCUGGAAGGAAGAUGUACGAAAGGAGAAAGCUGCAGCUUCGCGCACAGCCAAGAAGAGAUCGGUCAGCCUGUUUCGGAUGGUGGGCCUCGCUUUGUGCCGUACUAAGACCGUGACCAUGGUGGAUGUGGACGGCCAUGGCGAUGCCUGCGUUUCAGAUGCUUUUAACCAUUGGUUGUUUCAGAUAGAUAUUUUUUUGCGCAACAGCGCGAUUCCUG
Molecule: messenger RNA, 902 nt
Organism: Cladocopium goreaui
Lineage: Eukaryota; Dinophyceae; Suessiales; Symbiodiniaceae
Source: the annotation of a GenBank genome assembly